AUGGCUUCCAUCCCUUCCAACGCUGCUACGGUCAAUGUCGCCGAGGAAUCCUCCCUUGUCGUGGAUGAUGCUGCCAACGACGAUCCCCGCAAUGAUAGCGACAACGCCUCGCUCGACGCCUCUGGGUCGGAAUUCACAUCUCUGCGGUCCAGCAUCCUCGACUAUCAAUAUGAAAAUGGUCGCCGCUAUCAAAACUACCGUAAAGGAGAAUACUUGUUUCCCAACGAUGAUGAGGAGCAGGAUCGGAUGGACUUUCUCCACCAUGUGUAUGGUAUGAUCCUGGGUGGAGAACUGCAUCUUGCGCCUAUCAAGAAUCCCCAGCGCGUGCUCGACAUUGGCACCGGCACCGGCAUCUGGGCCAUGGACUUUGCAGAUCAAUAUCCGAGCGCAGAAGUGGUUGGAAACGACCUGAGCCCUAUCCAGCCGGGAUGGCUGCCCCCCAACUGUGUCUUUGAGAUCGACGACUUCGAGGCGGAAUGGGAAUAUAACCGACCGUUUGAUUAUGUUCAUGGCCGUGAACUGGCUGGUGCAGUGAAGGAUAUCAACCGGUUGGCUGAACAGGCCUUUAACAACAUCAAGUCCGGCGGCUACUUUGAGCUGCAGGCAUUCACAGUCAAGGUCUAUUCUGACGACGGGUCUCUUGAAGAGCGGGGCCCGUUCACUGUCCAGAUGUGCGAAUUGAUCGCACAGGCCGGAGAGAAAUUCGGCAAGCCAAUGCAGAACAUGGAUACCUGGCCCGCCGCGCUGGAGGCGGCAGGCUUCUUGGAUGUCAAGACACAGGUGUUCAAGGUGCCCUUCAGCCCGUGGCCCAAGGACGAGAAGCAGAAGAACAUCGGGCGCUACUGCCAGUCUGUACAUAGCCAGGGCUUGAGCUCCUACCUGCCCGGCAUCCUCAGUACCACUCUUGGCUGGACGGAAUUGGAGACCACAGUGAUGGUGGCCAAGGUGAAGAAUGAGCUUAAGGAUCUGAGUGUGCACCAGUAUAACAAGCUGUAUGUGAUUUAUGGCAGGAAGCCAUAG
Messenger RNA from Penicilliopsis zonata CBS 506.65, 1020 nucleotides. RefSeq lists its product as hypothetical. NCBI's taxonomy places the organism in Eukaryota, Fungi, Ascomycota, Eurotiomycetes, Eurotiales, Aspergillaceae. Gene Ontology annotation, molecular function: methyltransferase activity. The record is from RefSeq and is a predicted model, not a curated record. Bases 1 to 1020 code for a protein of 339 amino acids. The transcript is spliced from 7 exons.